CAAGCCACGGUUGGUGCUGGCGCAACGUGACGGGCGGGGCCGGGAAGUUUGUUCCCGAGUUCGGAGCCCAGGAGUCCCCGCGGCCGUCGUGCAGGUGCCCUCCGCCGGGGUCGGGAUGGAGCUGCCCGCCGUGAACUUGAAGGUUAUCCUCAUGGUUCACUGGCUGCUGACAACCUGGGGCUGCUUAGUGUUCCCAGGCUCCUAUGCCUGGAGCAACUUCACUAUCCUGGCCCUGGGCGUGUGGGCUGUAGCCCAGCCGGACUCUAUUGAUGCCAUAGGCAUGUUUCUUGGCGGCUUGGUGGUUACCAUCUUCCUGGACAUUAUCUACAUCAGCAUCUUCUACCCAACUUCUGUCAUUAACGACACUGGGCGCUUCAGCGCCGGCAUGGCCAUCCUCAGCUUGCUGCUCAAGCCCUUCUCUUGCUGCCUCGUCUACCACAUGCACCGUGAGCGAGGGGGUGAGCUCCCACUCCGCCCAGGUUUCUUCGGACCUUCUCAGGAGCACAGUGCCUACCAGACAAUUGACUCAUCAGACUCACCCGCAGCCCCCUUUGCCAACCUGGAGGACAAGAGCCAAGCUGCCCCGCGGGGGUAUUGAAGCUGUCCCCUGGUCUUCCUGGUGCCCAGCAGGAUGCUUGUCACCUCCUUUCUGGACCUAUAGUGGUGUGUCCUCCGUUCCCCACCACAGAUGUGGUCUGAGCCGCCGAGUGCCUUGGAGGUCAUAAUCCUCUGGUUUCCCAGCUGAGAAGAGCCAAGCCUUACCUCUCCAGGGAGCCCUCCCUUCAGUGUACCUGUAACCCCUGGCUUGACCUGCGGUCGCUUUCUUCACCUUCUGCUCCAUAACUAUACCAUGCCCCUGCCGAGCAGUGCAGAGUGCUGCAGGGCCAGGCCUCUCAGGCCCUAAGAUGGUCCAGCCCUUCCUAGAGGCUCUGCGAGCUUCUGGUCCUGCUCAACCUCUCCUGCAUAGGAGCAAAGUCCCUGUGCCUGUCACUGCCUGAUGGAUUGGUGCCUGGGACCCCAGGCCUGGAGGCAGUAGCUCUGCAGAGGCUCCUUUCAGAGCCCUGGCAUUAAAAUUCAGGGGUUCUACGGC
Messenger RNA from Alexandromys fortis (reed vole), 1090 nucleotides. RefSeq names its product angiotensin II receptor associated protein (gene Agtrap). Gene Ontology annotation, biological process: angiotensin-activated signaling pathway; regulation of blood pressure. The record is from RefSeq and is a predicted model, not a curated record. The transcript is spliced from 5 exons. Gene Ontology annotation, cellular component: plasma membrane. NCBI's taxonomy places the organism in Eukaryota, Metazoa, Chordata, Mammalia, Rodentia, Cricetidae. The coding region runs from base 116 to 598 and encodes 160 amino acids.